Trichechus manatus latirostris (Florida manatee) is the source of this 2954-nucleotide messenger RNA. RefSeq names its product centrosomal protein 95 (gene CEP95). The coding region runs from base 324 to 2786 and encodes 820 amino acids. Gene Ontology annotation, cellular component: spindle pole; centrosome. The record is from RefSeq and is a predicted model, not a curated record. Lineage: Eukaryota; Metazoa; Chordata; Mammalia; Sirenia; Trichechidae. The transcript has 20 exons.
UUCCUCCGGUGACGGGUCAAGGCGGGUGGAUGACCCGACCUGUCAAACCCACCGACCUAAGCACCUCUUAGGGGGAUCUUGCCCGCGGAGAAGGUUAUCUAGAUCCCGCAAACCGCCGGAGAGGCGCGUGCUGUGAAAGGGGAUCCUCUAAUGACCAAUCAGCAGCGAGAAGCCGUUUUAACGUCCCUCCCUCUUUUACUCCUUGUCCACACUUUCUUUUCGUCUCCCCUCCUCCCGUUGCUGUAUCUGUGCUGUGCGGCCCUUCCAGGACACCGUCCUCCGCGCGGCCGGCUGGGAGCUUGACGGCGACUUGCUUCCGCGACAUGGCCGGCUCAGAGGCGGAGUGGAUAACCAUUGCCAAUAACCUUCUUUUGAAAUGUCACAUACACCUGCGGAUACAUGCACUUGAAGACUGUGAUGCUAACGUUUUUAUUGCUCUUUAUCAAUCAAUUUUGGGAGAAAGGGUACCAGACCUCAUAGUUAUUCCCAGGAGUCAGGAGGACGACGCACACAAUGUACAAGCAGUAAUUGAUUCACUGGCCUUGGAUUACCUGCAGGUCAGCUUGUCUCACAUAACAGGAGAAAAUAUAGUGAGAGGAGAUAAAGAGUCUAUUAAGAAUCUCCUAGAGAUAUUUGAUGGGUUGCUGGAGUACCUUACAGAACACAGCAGUGAAACAUCUCACGAGAAAAGUGAAACUGAACAGCAUUUUAAAGAAUCACAUCAAGGAGUGCCUUUGGAAGAGCCAGAAAGUACUAAGGAAUCAUGGAAAAGAGUUUCCUUUGGGAGGUGCUCCCUGUCAUCAGAGGCGCUGGGCCCCUCUUGGGAUGAAGAUGAAGCAGAGUCCACUGGUGAAUUAAUUAGACUUGGGGAUACAGCGCAUACCUUUUCUCUAAGAAGUAAUGGUGCCCAAGAUUCUAAUGAAGUACAAUCUAAAAAAGCCACAACCUCACCAAGUUCUAAAUCCCAUGAAGAAGUGUUGAACCCCCAGUCUAGUAUUUUGUCCAGCAGCAGGACAGCCUUUGUUGAAGACAUGGAAAUUCCUUCAGUGAGUAUGACUUCAAGUGCCAGGAAGCUAGGGGAGCCUAUUCGGUCAGCCAUCCGUUUACAUCCACCCCACCACCCGUCAGAGCCUCGAGCGCCCUGCCCCAUAGGAAAGGAGUACUGCUUGUCUGCCGGGAUUUCUACUGGAGAGCCUGCGACAUUUUCUGCGGAACCAGAUGAUAGCGUUUUCUCAACUUCCAAGUUGCCUAAAAAUAGCAAACAGGAAAUAUGUUCAGCUCAGGUCCAAGGCCCCAGGACAAGGAGGCUUCCCAAAGGAAGCAGACAUGAAAACAGAUCUGCAGUUUCAUCCUGGGGUUCACCUUUUCCCCAGAGGCUAAGAAGGACGUUAACGGAACAAGAAUUGCACGCAGUAUCCGAGAAACUCUCUCAGCGGCUCUCUGAACUAGAUUGGAUGUUAAAAAGUGCCCUGGGUGAUCGAAUUAAAGAAAAGACUGAACAUGAAGAAGAGGAUGCUGGUGCUGGAAAUGAAGAGGUGGAGAAUGGAGAGGUGGAAAGUGGAAGUGCUGAGACACUGUCUCAGUACAGUGAUAGCAUCAUGGACUAUGGGCCAAAGAAGCUAAGGCCAGGACUUGCCGUGUCUAGAAAGCCACCCUACAGAUCCCACUCGCUCUCUCCUUCUCCAGUGAACAGACGCAAACCAUGCCAUAGGGAGCGAACAAAGCAGCGAAAACCAAAAGAAACAGAUAUCCGGCGAUUCCGAGCACAGGCAAUAAGUGAAGCAUUUGAAAGGGAACUAAGAAGAAAUAAAGUUCAAGAGAAUAUUGGACCUCUAGGGAUAAAUGACGAACAGGAAGAAACAGAAAAAACAUACAGAGAAGCUGUUCAUAAAGGAACGCCAAAACCUUGUCAGCCUUGGAAGAUUUACUCUAGAAAAACCACAACUCCAAGUCCAAGAGGUGGCUUCCCAAAGCCAAAUAAAGAAGUUCCAAUGAAAGUAAACGAACAGAGCCUCCUGCCCCUGAUGCUGGAGCAGUUUCCAUUUCUCUCUGUUUCUGACCAAACACUAAGCAAAAUGUGGAAACAGCAAAUUGCACAGGUUAAACAGCUCAAAAAAGAUGCAUAUGGAGAAAAUCGAUCAAAGAAGAAACUCCAGGAUGAAAUAGAAGAAGCCUUAAGAAGGCACGACCUCCUUACUGCCCUUGUCAAGAAAGAAUAUGAACAUAACAGGAGACUGCAAGACUUCAAGGAUCGCAUCAAUAGACAGAGGUUGACUCAAUCAAAGAUAAAAGAAAAUCGGCAGCAGAUUGUUCGUGCCCGCAAAUACUAUGAUGACUAUAGAGUUCAGUUGCGUGCAAAAAUGAUGAGAAUGAGGACCCGGGAAGAAAUGUUAUUUAAGAAACUAUUUGAAGAAGGUUUACAAAUUCAGAAGCAAAGAUUACGGGACCUGAGAAACUAUGCUAAAGAAAAGCGAGAUGAACAAAAGAGACAGCACCAGAAUGAACUGGACUCAAUGGAGAACUAUUAUAAAGACCAGUUUUCUUUGCUGGCUGAUGCCAUAGCACAAGAACGUCAAGAACUCAAAACUAGAGAGAAAUCCCAGGCCCAGACGUUACAUAAGGUGAAGAGGGAGCUGAGAUCUAAGAUGGAGAAGGAAAUUCAGCAGCUGCAGAACAUGAUAACACAGAACGAUGAGGAUGCUUUCUUCCGGGAACUGGAAGCUGAGCGCUUCAAAUCUCGGCUUCAUCUGGCUUCCUUUCAGUACAGUAAAAACCCCUUCCCAUGAGGCCAGACUUCACACAGUGAAGUUUCUGGAGGCCCUUACCAGAGCAGAGCUACAAUGGAGCCAGUAAACAGUCUAAAGCAGAAGAACCAUUUUAAAAUGCCUUAUCUAUGUAUUCAUUCUAGUACUUUUUAUGAAAUAAUUUUUUUUAAUAAAAGUUGCUUUCUUCAA